Molecule: messenger RNA, 264 nt
Organism: Cetraspora pellucida
Lineage: Eukaryota; Fungi; Glomeromycota; Glomeromycetes; Diversisporales; Gigasporaceae
Source: the annotation of a GenBank genome assembly
AUGUUAGGCAUAAAAGAGAUAAUAGCAGUAGAAAACCUAGAUCUAAGACUGUUAAUAAACAUUAGAACUUUAGUUGUUUCUAGGUUUUUGUUUUUAUUAGGUCAAUUGGGUAAAUCAUUUAUUCUCAACAGUAGAGGUUCAGAAUUGGGUAAUGAAAUAAGAAUGAAAACUUUGUCCUUCAUUAUGAAAAUCACUUCAUCAGUCAAUAAAGAGUCAUAUUGUUUUAGCAAAAGGAAUAAUUAUAAGAAUCUUUCAGUUAUCUGA